Archocentrus centrarchus (flier cichlid) is the source of this 1201-nucleotide messenger RNA. RefSeq names its product 3-hydroxyanthranilate 3,4-dioxygenase (gene haao). Gene Ontology annotation, cellular component: cytoplasm. Bases 78 to 941 code for a protein of 287 amino acids. The transcript is spliced from 10 exons. NCBI's taxonomy places the organism in Eukaryota, Metazoa, Chordata, Actinopteri, Cichliformes, Cichlidae. Gene Ontology annotation, molecular function: iron ion binding; 3-hydroxyanthranilate 3,4-dioxygenase activity. Gene Ontology annotation, biological process: quinolinate metabolic process; 'de novo' NAD+ biosynthetic process from L-tryptophan. The record is from RefSeq and is a predicted model, not a curated record.
CGUGUUUAAACCAGUCAUAACAGCAGGCAGAGAGGUCAGUCCCAGACGUUUCAUACUGCAGCACAAAUCAAAUUAAAAUGAGUAGCAGUACUCUUCAGGUGAAUGUGGAAAAAUGGAUUGCAGAAAACCAGAAUGCAUUCCUGCCACCAGUGUGCAACAAACUCAUGCACUUCUCCCAGUUGCUAGUCAUGUUUGUCGGAGGCCCUAACACCAGGAAGGAUUAUCACAUAGAGGAGGGGGAGGAGUUGUUCUACCAGCUGAAGGGGGACAUGUGCCUGAAGGUGAUUGAAAAUGGCAAACACAAGGAUGUGCACAUCAAAGAGGGAGAAAUGUUUUUGCUGCCAGCUCGGAUCCCUCACUCCCCCCAGAGACAGGCCAACACUGUGGGACUGGUGAUGGAACGGAGACGACUGCUCAUUGAGACCGACUGCCUGAGAUAUUAUGUAGACAACACCACUGACAUUCUAUUUGAGAGAUGGUUCUACUGCGAAGAUCUAGGAACCCAACUGGUGCCAAUAAUCAAGGAGUUCAUGGCAUCAAGACAGUGCAAAACAGGAAAACCUGAUCCAAAUGAAGUCUUCAGGGAACCUCCUUUCCAGCUGAACACCAUGAACGUGAUGACACCCUUCUCCUUCAAAGACUGGCUGGACAAACAGAGGUCAUCCCUGGGCAGUGGAAGGCCCAUCGACAUGUUUGGAGCUCAGUUUGAGACUGAGGCAAUGGUGUUUGGACCUGGACUCACAGAGAUGACAGCACCCCAAACUGAUGUGUGGGUUUGGCAGUUGGAAGGAUCUUCUACAGUGACUAUGAAAGAGCAGGAAUUCAGUCUUUCUGCAGGAGACAGUUUGCUCAUUCCUGAGCAGAGCCAAUACCAGUGGCAGAGGGGUGAGGGCACUGUUGCCCUGGUUGUGAUCCAAAACCCCGAGCGGAAGAGACCCUGAGCAUCAGCCCCCAAACCACACCUGCGUUAUAAUGCAUGCUGGGAGGGGAGGUCAUAUUCUUUAGAAAGAGCUCUAGCAGUGAAAGGUAUUAUGUAUAAACACGUAGGGAACCGCAAACCAUAUAAUAAAGGUAAACAAUAACCCAUCUCAGUAUUAAUGAGCAAUUAAAAAAUGAAGCUGCAUUCUCACAUUCAUAAAUCACUGCAUGUAAUUGUAUGAGUGCUGAGAGAAAAACAUAUAAAUAUCUAUAGAAAUAAAAA